AUGUCUUUAUCAGAACAACUUAUAGACCUUAGUGAUUCAGUUGAACCAACACAAACAAGCCCUGAAAAAGAAGAAAUAGUUGAUGAUACAAAACAAGCUUCUCCGAACGAAAAACAAGUGCAUCAUAGCUUAGAACAAGACAAGUCUAUUAGUCAACAUGAACAAACAUCACUCGAUAAUGAACAACAAGACGACAUUGAACUCACUCAAGACAGUAAAGAAGAUGAUAUUGAGAUAAACACAAACUUACAAGACACUUUGAAGAAACCAACCGAUGUUGAUGUUACUAAAGACAGCAAAGACUUUGGAGACCAUAACGAAGAUACACAAAAAGGGGCUGAUUCCACUAAACACGUCAAAGAAGACGAUUUUGGAUCAAGUAAAAACAGUAAAAAAGAUACAAAAGAUGACUUUGAAUUCACUGAUGUUGAAAUGACAAAAGGUAGCAAAGAUGACUUUGAGCUUCAUAAAGACGAUGUUGGAUGCAAUGAAAGUCAUAAAGAAAACGAUUUUGGACUCUCUAAAGACAGCAAGGAAGGAGACGAUGGAUUCAAUGAAAGCAACAAAGAAGACGAUAUUGAAAUAACAAAAAAUAGCAUACAAGAUGACUUUGAGUUUCAUGAAGGUAACAAGCAAGAUGACUUUGAAUUCAAUGAAGAUAACAAGCAAGAUGACUUUGAUUUCACUAAAGACAACACGCAAGACGAUGUUGAAAUUACAAAAGACAGCAAACAAGAUGACUUUGAGUUUAAUCAAGAUGGUUUUGAUGAUGAUGAUUUUGAUGAUUUUGAUCACCAUCAGGACAAUUUCGAUGAUUUCGAUAGCUUUGAUGCUACCAAUGAUGAUUUUGAUGACUUUGAUGCUACCAAUGAUGGUUUUGAUGAUUUUGAAGCAACACCUACAGAAGUUGACUUAUACGUAAACGUAAUCGAAAACAACCCUUCUGAACUGGGUCCAUUCAUCAAUACCUAUUUGGAUCGUAUGUGGGGAGACAAAGACAUCGAAAUGACACCUAUUGAAGACAACAAAGACAUUCUUGUGACACCCUGCAGUCAAGAUUUAUGGAGCAAAUUAUCUCGAGAUACCGUAUUCUAUAAUCCAGUGACAGGUGCCGUAGGUCAAUUUCAAUGGACUCGGUCAGAGACAAACAAAGCUUAUUUAAAUGCACUUGGUGUCACCUUGAAUUAUGAAGACAAAAAAGCGCCUCUGCAUGAUAAAAAGAAACUGCCCUCAUCAUCAUCAUCAUCAUCAUCACCAUCACAACAGAACACAGAUAUCAACCGUAUCUCAACACCCACUUCACCUGUCUCAAGACCAGCAUCCGCUUCUCCUGGAUUACGUGUCGUGACAGAAAAGAUGGACGAGACAACAAAAGAAGCCAAAAAAGAAGCAGAUCAAGACAUGGAACUGGAUAUCGAUAUUGCUAGAGCCUAUUGUGAAUUAACAGAAGAAACCAUUCGUGUCUUUCCUGAUGUUAAACUGAAUGCGAUGGUGAUGGAACUCAGUAGACUACAGAGACAAGCAGCCGAUUAUUUGGAUCAUUUACUAGAUCAACGAGAACAACUCAAGAUGGAUGCAGAGACAUACAACGAUCUAAUCAGUUGCAUUGUGGGACAUGCACAGCGCCUUCAUGUCAACAACAAAGAUGCGAGUCCAGCCAUGGUCUCGAAAAAGAAAAAGUCAAACAGUGGUACAUUCUCAAAUAUCAUGCGAAGAAAGACAACCACAACCCAACCCAACAGUAGUGUGUCGAUGGGAGGAGGUGUAGUGGGUGUCAAACAACCUGGUUCAGCACCUAAACAAAAGAUACCUGCCUCUGAAAGUAGACGAUCCAUGUAG
This is a messenger RNA of Gilbertella persicaria, 1839 nucleotides long. RefSeq lists its product as uncharacterized. Bases 1 to 1839 code for a protein of 612 amino acids. Lineage: Eukaryota; Fungi; Mucoromycota; Mucoromycetes; Mucorales; Choanephoraceae. The record is from RefSeq and is a predicted model, not a curated record. The transcript is spliced from 3 exons.